CUGAAACAUUUCGCAUUUAGUUGAAUAACAGGCGACAUGAUUGACGAGGUGAAGCGGGAGAGAGGCGAUCAAUGGAUGCCAUAUUACUCCAGCGAGAUGUAUUAUGGCUCAGACAGCCUGCCAUUGGGCCCUAGAGGAUACUCUCCCCCAGAGCAUCACUACCAGAGUUACGGCCCGCCGUGCGACUCAGCACCUACAGGAAAUCCCGGGAGACUCGGAAGCUCAGCAGGACUUCUGCCACCUCUAAACCCUCCAAAGGCAUACGCAGAGAUCAACUCCAGCGAACCAGAGUUUCCAGAGCUGAAAUCAGUUUACCGCCGGACAUUAAGCCAUGCCAAACCGCCGUACUCCUACAUCUCUCUCAUCUGCAUGGCCAUCCAGCAGUCUCCAGCCAAAAGACUGACUCUGAACGAGAUUUACGACUGGAUCCGCCAGCUCUUCCCAUAUUACAGACAGAAUCAGCAGAGAUGGCAGAACUCUAUCCGCCAUUCCCUGUCCUUCAACGACUGCUUCGUGCGUGUCCCAAGAUCUCCAGACUCUCCAGGGAAAGGCUCAUACUGGGCUUUACACCCUGACUCCGGUAACAUGUUUGAAAACGGAUGCUACAUGCGCCGCCAGAAGCGCUUCAAGUGUCAAAAAGCCGCAUCAACAGACAAAAACUCAGACGGAGAUGACGUAAAAGUGGAAAGGAAGAAAAAGAAGGAGGUCAAGUCAGUCAGCUCUUCUUGUAAAUCGCCUACAAGUGAUGCUACAAGUCAAAGUUCAACAACAGUGAGCUACAUCAACACCAAACCAGCUUCUCCUUCCCAUCUCAAUCCCUCACAUACUUUAUUUCCCACCCAGCCUCCAGAGAUCUCGACACAUUUGCCUUCUCUGAGUGUGCCGUUUCCAGCAUCAAUGGAAACCAGCUUGCAUUGUGAACCAUCAUCCCAACAUCAGCCCAUUUCUGUCCCGCGGCUUGUGGACUUCCAGUACUGCGAGACUCCUGUGAGCUACCCGCUUUACUGCCAGUCUAACAGCCAUGCCAACUUCCCCUCAUACACCACAGACUCUGUUUACUAUCCUGGAUUUAGCAUGUGCUCGGCUCCUCUUCUGAGUUCCUCCUGAUCCAUGUCGGUUUAAGGAAAGACACUGCAGGUGAACAGGCUUGAAAAAUGAUCUAAUGGUUAUCAACACACUUCCCCAGCUCAUUGAUUUCAUUAAGAAUCAGAUGCGUUUUUGUGUCAAAAGUUUUCUGAAAUUCUUUUUAAAUAUGGAAAUGAGGCAUUAUUUAAAUUAAAUUAAUGAAUUAAUUUGCAUACAUUUCUGGCACAAGAACUUUCGAUGGAAGUCUUCUGCAUUUUUUGACAUAUUAGAGUCAAAGUUUCUUAUACAGAGGGGGUUUUGCAGUCCAUAAUUCAGAAAAUACUGCCAGAAUUAAGCUU
This is a messenger RNA of Danio aesculapii, 1424 nucleotides long. RefSeq names its product forkhead box A sequence (gene foxa). The coding region runs from base 37 to 1107 and encodes 356 amino acids. Gene Ontology annotation, biological process: cell differentiation; anatomical structure morphogenesis; regulation of transcription by RNA polymerase II. The transcript is spliced from 2 exons. The record is from RefSeq and is a predicted model, not a curated record. Lineage: Eukaryota; Metazoa; Chordata; Actinopteri; Cypriniformes; Danionidae. Gene Ontology annotation, molecular function: DNA-binding transcription factor activity, RNA polymerase II-specific; RNA polymerase II cis-regulatory region sequence-specific DNA binding.